This is a messenger RNA of Moesziomyces aphidis, 354 nucleotides long. NCBI's taxonomy places the organism in Eukaryota, Fungi, Basidiomycota, Ustilaginomycetes, Ustilaginales, Ustilaginaceae. The record is from the annotation of a GenBank genome assembly.
AUGCACACGCGCCUCGGCCGUCACCCGAUAUCGGCGGCGGCGACGGACAACGUGAAAAUGGCACAGGGCAAGGCAGCCGCAGCUCAGCCUCUCCCAGCCUCGCCCAUUACUUCGCCCCAGUCGCCCCAGUCGAUCUUCUUCGAUCGAUACGAUUUUGACUCGCAUCCGCUCAAGAGGCGCAUCUCCAGGCCUAACAUCCUCUCUCUUUUGCCCAGCUUCGACGCGGCGCGGCACAUGCAUUCCACGCUGCUGCUGAACCCUGUGGGGGAGACACCGCGCGCGUCUCGCAACCGCGAACGAAAAUCCUCGGCCUCCAACAGCAACCAAAAGAGCAGCAGCCGAAGCCUACAGUAG